AAGAGCGCUGCAACCAACUCGCAGCGUUUGGCCCUGGCUUCUGCUAGCAGCCGCAAUAGUGUGGCUCGAAGACGCAUCCCGCAAAAGAAGCACUUUUCAGACUCCUCCCCAAGCAAGCCCCCGACGGCUGCCGAAAUAGCUACUGAGAAAGAAGCCGCUCGUCAGCAGGUGCUCCAUGAAGCCAACGAAACCAUGAAGUCCUAUCACCAUGCCCGACUGGCCAAAUUACGAGGAGAAUUGCCAUCCAGAAACAAGACGGGUCCAUCUACGAAUUACGUGCAGAUUGGGGUUGUCGUGGCCUUUAUGGCAGCCUUUUGCGCCAGUCCUUUUCUCGGGAAGCGCAUUGCCCAGGACAAGGAGUUUCGUGAAAAAUACGUGCCCAGUUGGUACGAUUUCACCAUCAAGAAACCAACUUCGGAGCUGUCGCGAGAAGAAGUGCACGAUCAGAUUCUCCAGUUGCAAAAGGAGAUCCGGGCUCGAGCUAUUGCGGGAGAUUUCAGCGACGAAAAGUUGAGCAAAAUGAGACGGUAUAUGGAAGGAUUGGAUCCCGAACAAAACAAGGAAUUCAAUCCAGACAAUGAUCAGCACGCAUGGUCCAAAUUGCAUCCCGGAUUGGAUGAUGAUGAAGACGUGGAAGACGAGUAA
Molecule: messenger RNA, 645 nt
Organism: Seminavis robusta
Lineage: Eukaryota; Bacillariophyta; Bacillariophyceae; Naviculales; Naviculaceae
Source: the annotation of a GenBank genome assembly